CUGAGCUGUAAACCAAGCAACAAUCGUAUUCGUUCGCGACAGCCGAUUGCAAGAUUUUUCGGAGCAUGGCAAGCCGUGGAAAAGUUGCGUUUCGUCGAGUCUUCACCUCUCAGCUCGAGAUUUCGCCUUCCGCCCUCUAGGAUGGCGUCGCCGCCGUCCGGUGCGCCGGUCGCCUCCGCCACGCCGGCGGGCAUGGACUCCCGGCGCAGCUGGGUGGUGCUGGCGUUCCUCAGCUGGUGCAUGAUGAUGACGACGGUGAGCGUGCGGGCGGCCGGUGUCAUCUACGUGGGUCUCGUCGAGCACUACCACACGAGCCGCGAGGAGGCGUCCCUGCCGCUCACCAUACACAUGACCGUCCUCUGCUCGGCAUCGCUCGUGGGAGGCUACCUGUGCGAGCUCUGUUCCUUCGAGGCGGUGGCCUUGGGCAGCGUUCUCAUCACGUCGGCGUCCAUGAUGAUAUGCUACUUCGCGCCCAGCAUCGACUUCAUUAAUUUCUUUUUUGGCGUCGUUCACGGUGGGGCGACGUCGGGCAUCUUCGUCGUCGCGAACGUGCUGCCGUCGCUGUACUUCAAGAAAUGGCGCGCCACCGCCACCAGCAUCGUCUGGUCGUCGCAGUGCUAUAACGUCUACUUCAUACCACAGCUAGCAAACUUUUUCCGCGUGGCGUACGGCACGCCCGAGCUCUUCUUACUGAUAGGCGCUCUCUGCCUCAACGCCCUACCGGCGUGCAUCGUCAUCAAGACCCCGCCAUGGGCCCUGAAGGCCAAAGGAGGCUCUCCAGCUCGCCGCGGCGCCUCUUCCGGGGGCAGCGGCGACGGCAGCCGCAUGAGCCUGAAAAAAGCCGAGGCUUACGGCGAUGGCGUCUCAAAGCGCAAGAUCCAUGCAGCAUCCGGGGCUCCGGAAACGGAGGAGAUGCUGGACCGCAAGACGCCCGACGACCCCUCGGCUGUGAGGAUCGUCUGCACCCGCAACGACAGAGCAGACGACAAGGUCAUCGGGUCGAGCUGCGACGGGUUCGCCAUACGCGACAUGCCGCAGGGUCUUAAGGGAGUUCGCGACAAGACCAAGUUGCUCUGGAAGAACACGGCGGGUGCCCUCUUGAGCUGGAAGUUCUACGUGGACGGCCUGUCCUAUUCUCUGGAGGUGUACACGAUGUCGACGUACUUCAUGGUGUACGCCGACAUGGCCGUCGACAAGGGACUGAGCGUGGAGAGUGCCGUGUACCUCUUGCACGCCUACUCGACCGCCGACUUGGCCUUUCGAGUGCUGAGCGGAUGGUUCGUGGACCGCAAGUACCUGCCCAUCGAGUGUUCGAAACUGGCGGGUUUCGUGUUUAGUGUCGCGGGCGCGCAGGCGAUAAGGACUUCGCACACCCUGGUGCCGCUCAUAUUUGCGUCCCUGCUGUUCGGAUGCGGCACCGGCAUCAACAUAGGCAUCAUCGCGCCCUUGCUGCAGCACGACUUCAAGAAGGAGUCGCUCGCCAUGAUGUUCGGGGGAGUCAUGUUCAUCACGGGACUCAUCAUUCUGACGAGGCCGCCCGUAGUAGGCUAUUUCCGGGACACCAUUGGAGACUACGACGGUCUCUUCCACACACUGACCGUCGCCAACGCCAUCUUUGCCGUCAUCUGGUUGGUGCGCGCGUUGGUCGCCAGGAGGCAGUCGAGGGCGGCGGCCGAGAAAGCUGCUCCCACCUCACAACAAGGGGUGCUUUCGGACGCCGCCAUUCCGCUCACGACCACAAGUGAAGUGGCCUGCUGAUGGCCACGCUCUCGUCUUCUUUUCUGUGAUCGACAAUGCGCGCUUCGUUGACUAUCGGUGAUCGCACGGGUUAUCGGUAUCGUUCCGAAAUCGAUGCGAAGUGAACUUCGACGGUCGCUUUUGAUCAUGACUGCGGCAAAGAAAACCAUCGUGCGCUUUACUGGACUACCGGUCCUCUGUGGUGCCAUCGGGGUUGUGCCGAGACUGUUGGGAACUACAAUUACGCUGUCGACGUGCACGCGUACUGAUACCGUGGACGUGCUAUUGGAGAAACGUCUGGCAAACUUAGUGAGUAGAACCCGGUAGUGUAUGCGCGUCACUGCAUUGGACCACAAGUGCUCUGCUGAGUGACGCAUUAUGUAGAUGAGACGUUUUUUUUUGCCUUUGAAGCUUUCAGGGCGCUGGUGAUGCAUGGCUGUGAAUAAGGAAUCCCCGGACCUACAGCCGGUGCCGAGACUGAAAAACUUAUUGUGCCGGUGUCCACUAAGUGGAUGUGUUGCGUAGCUACUCAUUAGUGAAUUUGCGUUGUACUACGGCAAUGAUUACAAAAAUGCGAACUUUCAAAAAGUGCUAUAAUAGACUAAUAAAUGAUUGCGUCUAUACGAUAGAA
This is a messenger RNA of Dermacentor andersoni, 2368 nucleotides long. RefSeq names its product monocarboxylate transporter 5-like. Gene Ontology annotation, biological process: transmembrane transport. The record is from RefSeq and is a predicted model, not a curated record. Gene Ontology annotation, molecular function: transmembrane transporter activity. Lineage: Eukaryota; Metazoa; Arthropoda; Arachnida; Ixodida; Ixodidae.